AUGCCAGCUCUGGUCAGGUCAAACUCCUUCAUCCUUCCCGACCUCGACUUCACCUUACGCCGCCAGUUCAACAAGGCCGGCUUUCGGCCCUUCCAACGGGACAUCAUCCGAGCCGCCCUCGAUGGCAAUGAUGUCUUCGUCCAAGCUGCCACCUCAUUUGGCAAGAGUCUCUGCUUCCAGCUUCCCGCUGUCGUGGACCAUGGCAUCACCAUAGUGGUUUCCCCCUUGUUGAGUCUCAUGAUGAACCAGGUGGAAGCAUUGCGAGCUGCCGGUAUCGACGCCAGCUCGUUCAACAGCAACACGCCCAUACAAGAAAGAGACCGCAUCAUGAACGACCUGAAGACCGGUCAUCCACGCACCCGCUUGCUUUACGUCACUCCCGAGCUGUGUGCUACAGACCGCUUCCGGGAGAGACUCAAUGUGGUCUACGAGCAACGGGAGCUGGCCCGUAUUGCCAUUGAUGAAGCCCACUGCAUCUCAGAAUGGGGUCACGACUUCCGCAAGGACUUCAAGCGAUUGUCCUGGUUCCGCGAGUCAUUCCCAGAUGUACCCAUCAUGUGUCUGACUGCCACUGCGAAUCAUCUGGUACGCAAAGACCUGCUUCAUACGCUGGGACUAGAUACGAAGCCGGACCGGUUUAAGUCGUUUACAAUGACCGCCUUUCGUCCAAACCUUCACUUCGAGAUCCGCUUCACACGGGACGAGGACGAUCAGCGGAUUGAAAACUUCUUGAAGUGGAUUCGGAGUGUAUACAAGCGAAGAGCGGAGGACACCCGAAGGAGCGAACUAUCCGCUGUCGGUGAGCGACCUGACAACGUCCCUGGCAUCAUCUAUACUAUAUCCCGUGUCGAAUGUGAGAGCCUUGCCAAUCAGCUCCGACAGGAAGGAAUUGGAGCCAAGCCGUUUCACGCAAAGCUGUCCAAGGAAACCAAAGAGGAAACCCUAGCCAAGUGGGUUUCCAACGAGCCUGGCUACGAUAUCAUCGUCGCCACGACAGCUUUUGGUAUGGGGAUUGACAAGAAUAACGUCCGCUUCGUGGUACACUGGAGACUGCCCAAGUCAUUCGAAGGAUACUACCAAGAGGCUGGCCGGGCCGGGCGUGACGGUAACGCGGCAUACUGCUUCUUGUACUACAGCCGCGAGGACCGAGACCGAGUCAGCAACUUGAUAAUGCGUGACCGAGGCGCCGACAAACCCAACUUCGAGGCAAGGGCCAAGAGCCUCCAGGUGCUCGUCGAGUACUGCGAAAGCGUCAAUGCCUGUCGCCACAAGAUGAUAUGCAAGUAUUUCAGUGAGACGGACACACCGGCGUGCGACUAUGCCUGUGACUGGCACAAGGACAGUGCAGACCUCCAACGGCGUUUCCUCCGAGGUCUGGCGAGCGAGGAGUGGGUCAGCACGCAGAAGGAAGAAGGACUUUUAGACGUUCAUUGGGAUGACUAUGAAUGA
Messenger RNA from Anthostomella pinea, 1449 nucleotides. The record is from the annotation of a GenBank genome assembly. NCBI's taxonomy places the organism in Eukaryota, Fungi, Ascomycota, Sordariomycetes, Xylariales, Xylariaceae.